UCUACCUUUCUUUUUCUCGCUGAUAUCUGCCAUUUCAUUUGUAUAUGUGGCAGCUGCGGGUGUUGUAGAAUUUUUCGUAAUUUCUCCACAUAUUAGAGAAGUUAUCAAGCCCUAUUUUUCCUUAAUGUAGAAAUAAAUCGAUUGUACUGCGAUUUCAAAGAGUCGCGUGUAAUAUAAAUCGGUCUAGUUAGAGUGAAGAUCUAGCAGCCAUGGCGCAAGUAUUGCCUAUUAGGUUCCAGGAGCACCUGCAGCUCACAAAUGUUGGCAUCAAUCCAGCAUCCAUUUCUUUCAACACCCUCACAAUGGAGUCGGACAAGUUCAUCUGUGUUCGUGAGAAAGUGGGGGAGACGGCAGAGGUGGUGAUCAUUGACAUGGCAGACCCCACCAAUCCUAUAAGGAGGCCUAUCAGUGCUGAUUCAGCCAUCAUGAAUCCAGCCAGCAAGGUUAUUGCACUGAAGGGGAAGGCUGGUGUUGAAGCCCAAAAGACACUACAAAUCUUCAACAUCGAGAUGAAGUCCAAAAUGAAGGCCCACACCAUGACCGAAGACGUGGUGUUCUGGAAGUGGAUAUCGCUGAACACACUGGCCUUGGUGACCAAGAUGUCGGUGUACCACUGGUCCAUGGAGGGCGACUCCACGCCCGUGAAGAUGUUCGAUCGGCACUCUUCGCUCGCCGACUGUCAGAUCAUCAACUACAGAACCGAUCCGAAGCAGCAGUGGCUACUGCUUGUUGGUAUCUCCGCCCAGCAGAACCGUGUGGUAGGCGCCAUGCAGCUCUAUUCCGUAGAGCGCAAGUGCUCACAGCCUAUCGAGGGUCACGCAGCCUCCUUUGCCACGUUCAAGGCCGAAGGCAAUGCUGAACCCUCGACGCUGUUCUGUUUCGCGGUGCGGACCGCGCAGGGCGGCAAACUGCACGUCAUUGAGGUUGGCCAGACACCAGCGGGCAACCAGCCGUUUCCCAAGAAGGCCGUGGACGUGUUCUUCCCGGCGGAGGCGCAGAACGAUUUCCCCGUCGCCAUGCAGGUCUCCCCCAAAUAUGACGUCAUCUAUCUCAUCACUAAAUACGGGUACAUCCACAUGUACGACAUCGAAACCGGGACCUGUAUCUACAUGAACCGCAUCUCUUCUGACACCAUCUUCGUGACGGCCCCCCACGAAGCCACUGGUGGCAUCAUUGGCGUGAACCGCAAAGGCCAAGUCCUCUCCGUAACGGUGGAAGAGGACUCCAUCGUCCCCUACAUCAACACGGUGCUGCAGAACCCAGAGCUGGCCCUGCGGCUGGCCGUGCGCAACAACCUGGCGGGGGCUGAAGAGCUGUUUGUCAGGAAGUUCAACAUGCUUUUCACCAAUGCACAGUAUGGCGAGGCCGCUAAGGUGGCAGCUAUGGCCCCGCGAGGCAUCCUUCGCACCCCGCAGACCAUCCAGCGUUUCCAGCAAGUGCCAACCCAGCCAGGACAGACGUCCCCCCUACUCCAGUACUUCGGAAUCCUGCUCGACCAGGCGCAGCUCAACAAGUUCGAGUCGCUCGAGCUGUGCAAACCGGUGUUGUUGCAAGGUCGCAAGCAGCUGCUGGAAAAGUGGCUAAAGGAAGAGAAGCUGGAAUGCUCAGAGGAGCUCGGAGACCUGGUGAAGCAAGUGGACCCCACGCUGGCUCUCUCAGUGUACCUGCGGGCCAAUGUGGCCAGCAAGGUCAUCCAGUGCUUCGCCGAGACAGGACAGUUCCAGAAGAUUGUGCUGUACGCUAAGAAGGUGGGCUACACGCCCGACUACAUAUUCCUGCUGCGCUCCGUGAUGCGCACCAACCCCGAGCAAGGCGCCGGCUUCGCGGGCAUGCUGGUGGCCGAGGACCCGCCGCUGGCCGACAUCAACCAGAUCGUGGACGUGUUCAUGGAGCAGAACAUGGUGCAGCAGUGCACCGCCUUCCUGCUGGACGCGCUCAAGAACAACCGCCCGGAGGAGGGGCCGCUGCAAACCAGGUUGCUGGAGAUGAACCUGAUGUCAGCUCCGCAAGUGGCGGACGCGAUCCUCGGCAACGCCAUGUUCACGCGCUACGACCGCGCGCACGUGGCGCAGCUGUGCGAGAAGGCCGGCCUGCUGCAGCGCGCGCUCGAGCACUACACCGACCUGUACGACAUCAAGCGGGCUGUGGUCCAUACCCACCUGCUUUCAGCCGAGUGGCUGGUCACCUACUUCGGCAGCCUGUCUGUCGAGGAUUCCCUCGAGUGCCUCAAGGCCAUGCUCCAAGCCAACAUACGGCAGAACCUGCAGAUCUGCGUGCAGAUCGCCACCAAGUACCAUGAGCAGCUGACAACGAAGGCGCUCAUUGAGUUGUUUGAGAGCUUCAAGACUUAUGAGGGGCUGUUCUAUUUCCUGGGAUCUAUUGUCAACUUCAGCCAGGAUCCGGAAGUCCACUUCAAGUAUAUUCAGGCUGCUUGCAAGACCGGUCAGAUCAAGGAGGUGGAGCGCAUCUGCCGCGAGUCCAACUGCUACAACGCCGAGCGCGUCAAGAACUUCCUCAAGGAAGCCAAGCUGCCCGACCAGCUGCCGCUCAUCAUCGUCUGCGACCGCUUCGACUUCGUGCACGACCUCGUGCUGUACCUCUACAGGAACAGCCUGCAGAAGUACAUCGAGAUCUACGUGCAGAAGGUGAACCCGUCGCGUCUGCCGGUGGUAGUCGGCGGUCUCCUGGACGUGGACUGCACCGAGGAUAUCAUUAAGAACCUCAUAUUGGUUGUGCGAGGACAGUUCUCCACUGACGAGCUCGUGGCCGAGGUUGAGAAGAGAAACAGACUGAAGCUGCUGCUGCCGUGGCUAGAAACCCGCGUGCACGAGGGCUGCAACGAGCCCGCCACGCACAACGCGCUCGCCAAGAUCUACAUCGACUCCAACAACAACCCCGAGCGCUUCCUCAAGGAGAACCAAUGGUACGACUCCCGCGUAGUCGGAAAAUACUGCGAAAAACGCGAUCCCCACCUCGCUUGUGUCGCUUACGAACGCGGACAGUGCGAUAGAGAGCUCAUCGCCGUGUGCAACGACAACUCGCUGUUCAAGACGCAGGCGCGCUACCUCGUGCGCCGCCGCGACCAGGAGCUGUGGCUCGAGGUGCUCGCCGAGUCCAACCCCUACAAGCGGCAGCUCAUCGACCAGGUCGUCCAAACCGCUCUCUCAGAAACGCAAGACCCAGAAGAUAUCUCCGUGACAGUGAAGGCUUUCAUGACCGCCGACCUGCCCAACGAGCUCAUCGAGCUGCUCGAGAAGAUCGUGCUCGACAACUCCGUGUUCUCCGACCAUAGGAACCUGCAGAACUUGCUUAUCUUGACAGCAAUAAAGGCGGACCGCACGCGCGUGAUGGAGUACAUCAACCGCCUGGACAACUACGACGCGCCCGACAUCGCCAACAUCGCCAUCAACAACGAGCUCUACGAGGAGGCCUUCGCCAUCUUCAAGAAGUUCGACGUUAACACUUCUGCUAUUCAGGUGUUAAUAGAACAAGUGAAGGACCUGGAGCGCGCGAACGAAUUCGCCGAGCGCUGCAACGAGCCCGGCGUGUGGUCGCAGCUCGCCAAGGCGCAGCUCCAGCAGGGCCUCGUGAAGGAAGCCAUCGACUCCUACAUCAAGGCCGACGACCCCUCCGCCUACAUGGACGUGGUCGCCACCGCCACGCAGGAGCAGUCGUGGGACGAUCUCGUCAGAUAUUUACAGAUGGCCCGCAAGAAGGCUCGCGAAUCCUACAUCGAAUCGGAGCUCAUCUACGCAUACGCCCGCACCGGCCGCCUGGCCGACCUGGAGGAGUUCAUCUCCGGGCCCAACCACGCCGACAUACAGAAGAUCGGCGACCGCUGCUUCGACGACAAGAUGUACAACGCAGCGAAGUUGCUGUAUAACAACGUCAGCAAUUUCGCCCGCCUCGCCAUCACGCUCGUGCACCUCAAGGAGUUCGCAGGCGCGGUGGACAGCGCGCGCAAGGCCAACUCGACGCGCACGUGGAAGGAGGUGUGCUUCGCGUGCGUGGACGCCGGCGAGUUCCGCCUGGCGCAGAUGUGCGGCCUGCACAUCGUCGUGCACGCCGACGAGCUCGAGGACCUCAUCAACUACUACCAGGAUCGAGGCCACUUCGACGAGCUGAUCAGCCUGCUGGAGGCGGCGCUGGGACUGGAGCGCGCACACAUGGGCAUGUUCACGGAGCUCGCCAUCCUCUACUCCAAGUACAAGCCCGCCAAGAUGCGCGAGCACCUCGAGCUGUUCUGGUCCAGGGUCAACAUCCCCAAGGUGCUGCGCGCGGCCGAGCACGCGCACCUGUGGUCGGAGCUGGUGUUCCUGUACGACAAGUACGAGGAGUACGACAACGCCGCGCUCACCAUGAUGCAGCACCCCACCGAGGCCUGGCGCGAGGGACACUUCAAGGACAUCAUCACUAAAGUAGCAAACAUGGAGCUAUACUACCGUGCUAUCCAAUUCUACCUGGACUACAAGCCGCUCCUCCUCAACGACCUGCUGCUGGUGCUGGCGCCGCGCAUGGACCACACGCGCGCCGUGAGCUUCUUCACCAAGGCCGGCCACCUGCAGCUGGUCAAGGCCUACCUGCGCUCCGUGCAGAGCCUCAACAACAAGGCCGUCAACGAGGCGCUCAACUCGCUGCUCAUCGACGAGGAGGACUACCAGGGACUACGGACAUCGAUAGACGCUUUCGACAACUUCGACACGAUUGCGCUCGCGCAGCAACUGGAGAAACACGAGCUCACCGAGUUCAGAAGAAUCGCCGCGUACCUAUACAAAGGAAACAACCGGUGGAAGCAGUCGGUGGAGCUGUGCAAGAAGGACGCGCUGUACGCGGACGCCAUGGAGUACGCGGCCGAGUCGCGCCAGCCCGACGUGGCCGAGGAGCUGCUGGACUGGUUCCUGCAGCGUGACAACUACGAGUGCUUCUCCGCCUGCCUCUACCAGUGUUACGACCUAUUGAAACCCGACGUCGUCAUCGAGCUAGCGUGGAGGCAUAACAUUAUGGACUUCGCCAUGCCUUUCCUCAUCCAGACUGUCCGCGAGCUGACGACGAAAGUGGAGAAGCUGGAAGAGGCGGACGCCAAGCGCAGCACCGAGAGCGCCGAGAACGACACCAAGCCCGCCAUGAUGAUGGAGCCGCAGCUCAUGCUCACCGCCGGCCCGUCCAUGGCGUACCCCGGCGUGCCGGCGCAGGCGUCGCCCUACGCGUACGCCGCGCAGGCGCCGUCGCCCGCGCCCUACCACGGCUACGGCAUGUAGGGCUCCGGCGUGCCGGCGCAGGCGUCGCCCUACGCGUACGCCGCGCAGGCGCCGUCGCCCGCGCCCUACCACGGCUACGGCAUGUAGGGCUCCGGCGUGCCGGCGCAGGCGUCGCCCUACGCGUACGCCGCGCAGGCGCCGUCGCCCGCGCCCUACCACGGCUACGGCAUGUAGGGCUCCGGCGUGCCGGCGCAGGCGUCGCCCUACGCGUACGCCGCGCAGGCGCCGUCGCCCGCGCCCUACCACGGCUACGGCAUGUAGGGCUCCGGCGUGCCGGCGCAGGCGUCGCCCUACGCGUACGCCGCGCAGGCGCCGUCGCCCGCGCCCUACCACGGCUACGGCAUGUAGGGCUCCGGCGUGCCGGCGCAGGCGUCGCCCUACGCGUACGCCGCGCAGGCGCCGUCGCCCGCGCCCUACCACGGCUACGGCAUGUAGGGCUCCGGCGUGCCGCGCUAGCCGCCCCGCCACUUCUGAGCACCCGACCGCCGCACCAGGACCCUAAUGGAACAAGGAACCCACCACCGAUAUUCAUUCCACUUUUAUCUCGGCUCUACGCCCAAAUUCAUUCAAAAUCCUUUGGACGUUACGUCAGCGUGUAAUGUCAUAUUACUAACAUUUAUUCUAACGUAGGGUCUAAGUUAUUUUUGUAACGCUACCCUAGGUAGAUUGUAAAGCCCGGAUAAAAGUGACCGAACACCUGGAGUUGCGAUGGAAGGCGAACAUGGCGUCUCUCGCUGUUCUCGGCUAGAAAAUAGGGGAGAACACGUACACUGAUAGUGUUCCGAACGCUACUCAUGAUUAUUACGAAUUUGAACGUUGCAGCGAUGAAAAUAAGAUUCAUUCUUAUUUUACCUCCCGCCCCCCGUCGUAACCCUAGGAAUGGAACGUGAAAAUGGCAAUCGAAUGCGAGUAGCGCAGUAGCAAAUCUCGAUCGUCAUUUCGCGUAUACGGCAAGUUCCGGUGGAGCCUCGGACCCGCGGUCUCGUUGGAUGUAAAGACGCAACAGAUAUGGUCUCUAUGCACUUCCGACCGGAGUUGUCCCGUUCCGCCGGCUAUGUAUGAUAACUGAAAACUCCCGCGCCCCUGCCGAGGCCUAAGUUAAACUAGUAUUCUAUUUAGUAUUCUCAUUUUGUAAAAAGUUAUUUACGUCGUAAGUGCAUAGAUAUACCUUUAAGAUUUACGAAUAGAUUAGCGGUUGGGCUGACAACUAGAACUAUAUAAAAUGUUGGCCUGUACAAAAUUAUAAUAUAUUUGAUGGUGAAGUAGCUCUCGUGACUACAAAGUGCUUUAUUUUUAAAAUGGAAUGAGAGUUUUAACAGAUGAUCGGUCUGUUGGGCUUGAGUAGUUGUCGCGUUAGGCCGCGCGCACACGACCUUACCACCGCGAGUUAGAGACGCGGCGCUAUAGGGUGUCCGCAUGCGCGAGAUUAUGUAAUCGUUAAUGUUUACAACCAAUGUUACGGUGUAGCUUGCCAUGUGGGUGGACUGUUAAUAGUUGAUCAUUCAGCUUAUAUAAUGACACAUCUAUCGAAGCUAUUGUGCAUAACGUUCAAUUUAUCGUAGUAUGCUGCGGUGGCAGCAUGGUUCCAUUUUUAUCACUUGUCACUAUGUUCGUCACUUUCGCGCUUACAUACUUGUUAGAAACAGGCAUGGUGGCAAAUGAUAAAGAGCUGUCCAUCUUACCCUACAGUGGGGCUAAGAUGGUCGGCUCUUUAUCAUUUGUCACCAUGCCUGUCACGUUCUAACAAAUAUGUAAGUGCGAAAGUGGCGCAUGACAUGACAGGUGAUAAAAAUGCGACCAUGAUACCGCUGCUGGAGUAACAUUAUAUCUCGUUCAUAUGUUUAUAACCGAAAGGCCAAGGUACCUAAAUGUUGUUUAGAGUGUCCAUAUGUGGAGCCGCGAGCCGCCAGUAGCGAAUGACGUCCGAAAUUUAAAUUAAUAAAUUAUUGAAAUUAAUACUUUAUUUAAUCAAAUUGUAUGUUAGUUUUCAUUUAUUAUUUUUAUAUUACUGAAAAGACUCAUAAUAGUUGAAAUGUUCAUAUAAACAGAUCUAAAAAAUCAAUCGAACAAUAAUUUUUAAAAUAGUGCAAUAAUAAUACUUAAAUCAUAUUAUAAAAAAUACCAACGAAUAAAUGCAUGCACGAAAAUUAUCUUCAAUAUUAAUGUACAAAAACACGAUAUUUCGGGAGUUGACCGCGUUUGUAUGUAUAUAAUGCUUUCACAUGUUUAGACUCCGCCAGAACUGGCCGAUUACAGGAAAUACUUGAGGUUACGAGUAUCGUAACGGUUUCAUAAUUUCUAGAUACGUUAGGUUUAGUUUAGGCGAAAUUAGUGGUACGAUGUUAUUUUUGAGUAAAAUGUUGAACCGUGUGCGAGGUUUAGAACACGCUUUAGUUGCGUCCGUAUCGCACUGGGAAUGAUGCCUUCGCUAGAUAAGUCAAAUAUAUCUCUCUCUUAUGAAGCGGCCGAACUCGCUGUUACUGCGAAUAUUAGCGCAAAACAGGUACAUCCUGUGCUGACUAUAUUCGCUAGUGGGCUUGUAUGUGUCGGCCCGCGAGGCACUCUGGGGAACUCUAGCCUUAUAUGUACGUUACAUUUUUGUAUACACAUUAUUAUUUCGAGAUAUUCAUAUUUUACCCAGUUUUAUGCGGAAUGACCCCAGAAAUGCCUUAUUAUUCUUAGAAUACGUAGAUUGCAUUCAUUUGUAAUACAUUCUGUAUCUCAAAAUCGUGCAGUCGCAGACAAAUCAGCUUAAUGUAUUAAAUAGGACGAAUAAUGGUUUUCAGAUACAGAAUUGUUACUUAUUGCAUAAUGCGGGUUGCAAAUAAAUCAUUGAUGUUAAAAUGAUUCAUUCAAAUCAUUCCUAUCACAUUAUGAUAAUAAUAAUAGCAAUUGUUAUAUGUUCAUUUUGUUUCGUAAUAAUACAUCUUUAACAUAAACUUUGGAAAUAAAGUUUAUUGUUCUAUUAUUAAUAUUGUAUUUAUUCAUGUAUGAUAAUGUUUUCCUGAAUUUUAUUAUAGUAAGAAAUAAAUAUUAAUAAACUUA
Cydia pomonella (codling moth) is the source of this 8303-nucleotide messenger RNA. It is a transcript of the gene Chc, whose product is annotated as clathrin heavy chain. NCBI's taxonomy places the organism in Eukaryota, Metazoa, Arthropoda, Insecta, Lepidoptera, Tortricidae. Gene Ontology annotation, biological process: intracellular protein transport; receptor-mediated endocytosis. The record is from RefSeq and is a predicted model, not a curated record. Gene Ontology annotation, molecular function: clathrin light chain binding; structural molecule activity. Gene Ontology annotation, cellular component: clathrin-coated endocytic vesicle; cell cortex; clathrin coat of trans-Golgi network vesicle. The transcript has 30 exons. The coding region runs from base 210 to 5258 and encodes 1682 amino acids.